Theobroma umbraticum is the source of this 2508-nucleotide messenger RNA. RefSeq names its product serine/threonine-protein kinase PBL34-like. The record is from RefSeq and is a predicted model, not a curated record. Gene Ontology annotation, biological process: protein phosphorylation. Gene Ontology annotation, molecular function: ATP binding; protein kinase activity. NCBI's taxonomy places the organism in Eukaryota, Viridiplantae, Streptophyta, Magnoliopsida, Malvales, Malvaceae.
CUUUUUCUUUUUUAUUUUUUUGUUUGGAAUAUGCUAAGGUUACUGUUGUUAGUUAACGACACAGAAAUGAGAAAUGAAAAUUUUACUUUUCUCUGCUUCUCUCUCCUGCCCAAGCUGCCCGUUUUCUCUGUUUCAAGCUGCCCAACCUGCCCCUUGUUGAACACUUUCCCUCUUUCUCAAGCAGCCCUUCUUUGUUUCUCUCUCUCUCUCUCUGUCUCUCAAAAACGCCCUUUUGACUAAAUUUCAUAAACUGGGUCUUAGUGAUUAUCAGCUAAAAAUCCAUUUUUGGAUGUGUUUGAUUUCCUAAAAUCACUUGUUUUGAGCUGUUUUAAGAUGGGUUUUUCUGUUUUAUGACUACAAGGUCUUGUGGUUUGCUGGCAAAAAAAAUUCUUUUUCCGAGGAAUUUUGAUGGUUUUAGAUCGGUUUUAGAAAUAUGGGUUUUAGUCAUCAGUCUGAAAAAGUUGAGGAGAAAAAAUCGUUUAGGAAGAAGAAAGAUGGGGGAGAAGAAGAAACAGGAUGUUGGGUAAAAUUAAGGUUUAUGGGAAGUUGCAUGUCUUCAAGAUCAAGGGUUGAUAACUCUAUGAGUGGAAGAACAGGCACUCAUUAUGCGGAAAGCAAACCUACAAAAGAGAAAAGCAGAGAUCAACCAGUCGUUCCAGUGUCUUCUACAACCACUAGUAAUGCAGAAAGUGCUUCAUCCACACCAAAAUUCAGUGAGGAACUGAAAGUCGCUUCACAGCUUCGGAAGUUUACAUUUAUUGACCUUAAAUUAGCAACCAGAAAUUUCAGACCUGAGAGUCUUCUUGGUGAGGGUGGGUUUGGUUGUGUCUUCAAAGGUUGGAUCGAGGAAAAUGGAACUGCUCCUGUGAAACCUGGUACUGGGCUUACUGUUGCUGUCAAAACCCUAAACAUUGAUGGACUUCAGGGUCACAAAGAAUGGCUGGCUGAAGUGGAUUUUCUUGGUAACCUCCUCCAUCCAAAUUUGGUUAAAUUGGUAGGUUACUGCAUUGAAGAUGAUCACAGAUUACUGGUAUAUGAAUUUAUGCCUCGAGGAAGUUUGGAGAACCACCUUUUCAGAAAAGGGUCCUUGCCACUUCCUUGGUCAAUUAGAAUGAAAAUUGCACUUGGUGCUGCAAAGGGUCUGGCCUUUCUUCAUGAAGAAGCAGAAAGACCAGUGAUAUAUCGUGAUUUUAAAACAUCUAAUAUCUUGUUAGAUGCGGAUUACAAUGCCAAGCUCUCCGAUUUUGGACUGGCAAAGGAUGGUCCUGAAGGAGAUAAAACUCAUGUAUCUACUCGAGUUAUGGGAACUUAUGGCUAUGCUGCACCAGAAUAUGUAAUGACUGGACAUUUGACAUCAAAGAGCGAUGUCUAUAGCUUUGGAGUAGUUUUACUUGAAAUGUUGACUGGCCGAAGAUCCAUGGACAAAAACCGACCAAAUGGGGAGCACAAUCUUGUGGAAUGGGCAAGACCACAUCUAGGGGACAAGAGAAGGUUCUUCCGAAUAUUAGACCCUCGCCUUGAAGGCCACUUUUCUAUCAAAGGUGCACAGAAAGCUGCCCAGCUGGCUGCCCAAUGUCUUAGCCGUGAUCCCAAAGCCAGACCUCGGAUGAGUGAAGUUGUUGAAACCCUAAAACCUCUACCAAACCUUAAAGAUAUGGCCAGCUCUUCCUCUUACUUCCAAACUAUGCAAUCUGAUCGUAGGUCCAACUUAAAUGCCAAAAAUGGAAUCAGAACACAGGCAGGAUUUGUAGUGAGGAAUGGACAACCUAUAAGGAGCUUAUCUAGUUCAAAUGGUCCACAGGCUUCUCCAUUUCACCAUCCUCACCGUUCACCAAAGCCUAAAGCAAAAGAAGCAUAGGUUAAAGUUUCUGUAUGUUCAUAUCCAGAAUUUGGUUCCUCUCUGGUGUCUGCUUCUUCAGACUGCGUUAUCAACAGAUAAUAGGGGGUGCCUUUGCCAUUUCUUUGACAAGGAUUGUUUAUAUUCCGCUGUUUUAUUGUACAAGUAGAACUGAACAAGUCAUACUGGACGUGCAGCAUCAUGGUCAGUUCAUUGAACUCAAGGAAGCCGGUCUCAUUUAUUUCUCUCUUUCUUUACUAUCCUAUACGUUUUAUCUGGGAUAUUCAGAUUACGUUGGAGAAUAGAGAAUGAAAUUUACUCUGGUAAUGGAUUAUGUUUAUGUCAGCAUGCUGAUGAAGAGGGGGAUACGAAAGCAGUUGGUAGGCUCGAACAUCAUGUGGUUGAACUAGGGUGAUGGUAGGUGAAUGUGAAGGCAAUGCUGAGGCUAAUUAAUGUAACUUUUUGUUUUUCUUCUCUUUUUUCCCUCUUUGGAAUGUGGUCAUUAAGAGUGCUGCUACCCACUCUUUCACCUCAAAAUUACCCUCUAGAUUGCUGCUGUUGUACAAAUGGAUCUCUUUUUAAGUCUUAACAUAAGAACUUGUGUAAAAACAUAGGGUGUUGUUGUGACUCCUUUUCUGCAUUAGUUGACUCAAAGGUUUUAUGUUUCUUAA